GAGUGGAGUUUCUUGGCCAACCGACCCCAUCAUCUCAUUUACCCACUUUCUCCCCUCCAAAUUAUUAUUCUCUCUUAUCUCUCUCUUUCUCUCAAUUCAUCAAAAAAGCUCUCUGCUUUUGCUUUUCAAUCCCUUCCAUCUCACUCCAAUAAUCCCCUGAUCUCCGAUCCACUCACCAAAACCAAAACUUUCUUAGAUUUCAUCAUCCGUCUCUCCCGAAAAAUCUCAUCUUUUUCAUUUCUCGAAUUCAUAUGGGAAACAUAAGCAGCAGCGGAGGCGAAGGUAGACGCCGUAGACAACGGCGAACCAACACCCUUCCAACCGCCGCUCCACCUCCUCCUUCCCUUCCUCCACCGCCUCCUCCUCCGGCUACAGAACCUCCACCUAACCGAAUCGUCUUCGCAGCAGCUACGCCGUACCCAAACCCUAACCCUAAUCAGCAUUACCACCAGUACCCUGGCUACUACCCUCCUCCGCCGGGAACCAUGCUUCCGUCCCCUUACGAUCACCACCACUAUCCUCCUCCUCCGCAUCCUUACCACCACCCUUGGACCGCCGGCGGGAGAUACCCUUACCCUCCUGGACCCAUGGUCUCUCAACCUUUCGUCGAGCAUCAGAAAGCCGUCACGAUUCGCAACGACGUUAAUCUAAAAAAGGAGUCUUUGAAGCUCGAACCCGACCCGGAUUGUCCGGGUCGGUUCCUCGUCUCCUUCACGUUUGAUGCAACUGUCUCCGGCAGGAUCACAGUCAUUUUCUUCGCUAAAGAAUCAGAAGAAUGCGUUCUCACAGCGACUAAGGAAGACGUUCUGCCACCGAUCACGAUGGACUUCGAGGUAGGACUUGGCCAGAAGUUCAAGCAGCCUUCUGGUACGGGUAUAGAUUUCUCCGUCUUCGAAGACUCUGAGCUGUUCAAGACGGCGGAAGCGGAUGUUUAUCCCUUGGCGGUUAAGGCAGAAGCAGUAGCAGCAGCUCCUCCUUCAGGUGAUGGAGAAGAGAGUUUGGGGUCGAAGAACGCGCAGAUCACUCAAGCGGUGUAUGAGAAGGAUAAAGGGGAGAUUAAAAUAAGAGUGGUGAAGCAGAUACUAUGGGUUAACGAGACGAGGUAUGAGCUUCAGGAGAUUUAUGGGAUUGGGAAUAGCGUUGAUGGGGAUGACGAUUCGGCUGAUGAUGCUAAUGAUCCGGGGAAAGAGUGCGUUAUAUGUUUGUCUGAGCCACGUGACACGACUGUUCUUCCUUGUCGACACAUGUGUAUGUGUAGCGGAUGCGCUAAGGUGUUGAGGUUCCAGACAAAUCGAUGCCCGAUUUGCAGGCAACCUGUAGAAAGGCUUUUGGAGAUAAAAGUUCACGGUAAUAGCGGGGGAAGCGGGAACAAUGCUGAACAUGGAGCAACAGGUGAACAAGAGCAGUCACAACACGUCUGAGUAUGGAUCGAUUGUUUACGACUUCCUUCGACCAUCGAUGAUAUAUACAUACAUAUAUGCAUGUGUGAUCCAUGUGUUAACAAUAAUAAUGUGUGCGAUUGCUAAUUAUAUAAAUACAGAGAUUUCGAGUUCA
This is a messenger RNA of Raphanus sativus (radish), 1554 nucleotides long. RefSeq names its product probable E3 ubiquitin-protein ligase LOG2. Bases 252 to 1421 code for a protein of 389 amino acids. The record is from RefSeq and is a predicted model, not a curated record. Gene Ontology annotation, biological process: protein ubiquitination. Lineage: Eukaryota; Viridiplantae; Streptophyta; Magnoliopsida; Brassicales; Brassicaceae. The transcript is spliced from 3 exons. Gene Ontology annotation, molecular function: ubiquitin protein ligase activity.